This is a messenger RNA of Protopterus annectens (West African lungfish), 1734 nucleotides long. RefSeq names its product spermatogenesis associated 1 (gene SPATA1). The transcript has 12 exons. The record is from RefSeq and is a predicted model, not a curated record. NCBI's taxonomy places the organism in Eukaryota, Metazoa, Chordata, Ceratodontiformes, Protopteridae. The coding region runs from base 1 to 1608 and encodes 535 amino acids.
AUGGAGAUAGAUUUAAUACGGACUGUGCGAAGUUGGGCAAGUGAGUCAAGAAUACUGGGAAAGAUGGAGUUGAAAGACAGGACAGCAUCAUCAAGGGGGAGUUGGUUGUUGGAGCUCCAUAUCUUUUGUGUCCCAGAUGAACUAUGGGACUCAAAGCUGAACACAGUGCCCAUGGAGUUUAUCAAUAAAUUCAUUUCCUUUGGAUUUAUAAGAGUGCACCCUGACACAAGUUUGCAAGUUUUAAGAGAACAGCUUGAAGAACAUAUUGGAGAAGAUGUGAUUACUGAUAAAUUCCUGUUUCUAAAAUCCGUAGGGAGGAGAUUAGCAGUGGUCAGAUUAAAACAAGAAUCAGAACUGAAGAUCAAAGCAUUUGCUCCACCCUAUGCUCCUUUUGCAGAAUUGUAUUUACUGCCUAGAACAGAGCAUGAUGGACGAAGUGUGGAUUCGCAGCUGUACACACCAGAACAGCAACACAAUAUUCUAGAUUACUACAAGGCCUAUGGAUCUCCUAAGCUACAGAAAAACUUGAACCCUCAGAAAGCACACACAAGAAAUGCUGAAGUAUCAACAGACUAUGGAAGUUAUACAUCCAGGUGUCCAGAGGAGGAAGAUCAUCUCCACAAGUGGAGGGAGAAGAGAAAUGAUAGUACUCCAGUGCAGCACUUUAAGAAUGAAGAUGAACAAGUUCAGAGUUAUAGGAGUCACCAGGAAGAAUUUGCUCAGAUACCAAAACGAGAAACCUUAGCCCAAACUGACAUGCAGGAUGCAGAGAUUUAUGUCCAGCAGAAAGAUUUAAAGAAAACAAAAAUCCCAAUAGAAGAUUCCACAAUUCGAGAAUCAUUAUGGGACAGAGAUGCAGAAUAUUUACAGAGUCAGAACAUUAAAAGUAUAGGACAUGAAGCCAAAAGAUCAAUAGGAAAUCAUUCCAGGAUACCAGUAAAACAGGCCGAAAAAAAAGUCCCAACCAUUUUACCAUCUCCAGUGCAGUAUGACCCCCCACCUGCUCCUCCUCUGGUUGCUUUUACAACUCACAGACCUCAAGUUCCACUGCUAAAUACUGACAAGGAGAAACUAAGUGAGCAGCUGAGAAUAACUAAACAUGAAAGAAUGCAGCUUGAAAAAACUAGAGAAGACCUGAUGAAAAAAGCUAGAGCACUGCUAGCAGAAAACCAGCUGAGAAGAAAUCAAGCCCGAGAUGCCUGGAAAAAGAAGUAUUUUGACACAAAAAAGGCAACAGCCCCACUAGAGGAAACUCUGAGCAGGUUCAGACAAGACCUUGAGAUGCAUUAUAAAAAGCUAAUACAGCACUUGGAGGCAAGAGAUGUUAAAAAGCGGUCCCAAAAUUUAUCUACUGACAGCAUUAAGAAUGAGCUGAUUAUCAAAAUCACUGAAGCCCAGCAGGCCACCGACAAGCUGAAAAGGAAAGUGGAGAAUGCCAAAAUGAAACUUGUGGCAGAAAUUAAGUUAAGAAAACAAGCAGCAGGAGAACUGCGAGCACUAAAGGCUGAACUGGCACAGAAGAAAAUCCAGUCUUCACUAAUACGACAGACUGGUACACAUGAACUGCAAAAGUACUCUUUUACUGGGAUUUCGCAAGGGCACACAUGAUAAUAUUUUAACUGCUGUCAGUAUUAGGAACCUAGCACACCUGCAUGACCAAUGGAUUCUUAUUGCUGAGUACUGUAUUCUGAUAAAUGGACAUCUAAAGUAUUACAACAAAAAUGUCAGACUAAU